This is a messenger RNA of Erinaceus europaeus (western European hedgehog), 939 nucleotides long. RefSeq names its product olfactory receptor 2AJ1-like. NCBI's taxonomy places the organism in Eukaryota, Metazoa, Chordata, Mammalia, Eulipotyphla, Erinaceidae. The transcript has a single exon. Gene Ontology annotation, cellular component: membrane. Gene Ontology annotation, molecular function: olfactory receptor activity; G protein-coupled receptor activity. The record is from RefSeq and is a predicted model, not a curated record. The coding region runs from base 1 to 939 and encodes 312 amino acids. Gene Ontology annotation, biological process: G protein-coupled receptor signaling pathway.
AUGGAGACAGGAAAUGAGACAAUAAGUACAGACUUCAUUCUCCUUGGCCUUUUCCCUGGAAUGAAACAUACUGGUCUCCUUGUCUCUGCUGUUCUCCUCAUCUACAUCAUUGCCAUCACAGGAAAUACCACCUUGAUUCUUCUCAUCUGGGCAGAUCGCCAUCUCCACACCACUAUGUAUUUCCUGCUUAGCCAACUCUCCCUUAUUGACCUAACUUUCAUCUCAAGCAUAGUCCCCAAAAUGGCAGUCAACUUUUUCUCAGGCAAGAAGAAAAUCUCUCUAAUUGGCUGUGGAACCCAGAUCUUCUUCACCUUGACUUUGGGGAUUGCUGAGUGUAUACUUCUAACCCUCAUGGCUUAUGACCGCUAUGUGGCCAUCUGUCAUCCACUCAAAUAUCAAAUCAUUAUCAGCCUCCAGGUCUCCAAGCAGAUGGCUCUGGGAUCCUGGGUGGGAGGGGUUCUGGCCUCCUUGGUUCACACAAGCUACUCCAUGCACUUCCCCCUCUGUGGCCCCCGGGAGCUCCACCACUUCUUCUGUGAAGUAAAGGCCAUCCUGAAACUGUCCUGUGAGGACAUCUCUGCCUAUGAAAAAGGGGUAGUAGUGACCAGCAUUAUUGUGGUUCUUCUCCCUAUUAGCCUCAUUCUGUCUUCCUACACCCUCAUCUUCCUCCAAGUCUUGCGAAUGAACUCUCCUGAGGGCAGGAACAAGGCACUGGCUACCUGCUCCUCACAUCUAACUGUAGUCAUAUUUUACUAUGGUCCAGCCAUGCUGAUAUACAUGAGACCUGGAUCUUCCCACACCCCCACACUGAACCAGGCUCUCUUUAUGUUUGACACCAUCCUCACUCCCAUGUUGAACCCCCUCAUAUAUAGCCUGAGGAAUAAGGAAGUGGUGGGCUCCAUGAAGAGAAUGCUAUGGAAACUCCCCCUUUUGAAGUAG